CAGGCACUGCCGGCCACAGGGCGUCCUCGGUGCCGGCGCCUCAGCGGCAGGGCCUGUCGAAUCGGUGGACACCGCCCUCCCGCCUCUGCCGCCGCCGCCCCGCGCCCGCUGCGGCCCCGCGCAACCGCUGUCAGCCGCCCGCUCCGGCUACGGCCGCGCCUCGCGCCAUGGUGGCCCCCGGCGGUGCCCGACGGCCGCUUCUCCUGCUGCUGCUUGGCCUUGUGCAUGGUGCCUCCACAGUGUUUGUGGUGAAAAAUGGUAAUGGGACAGCUUGUAUAAUGGCCAACUUCUCUGCUGCCUUCUGGACAAGCUAUGAGACCAGCCAUGGCUUUCAGAAUGCAACCUUUGACCUGCCAUCCUCUGCAGAAGUACUGAAUAGCAGCUCUUGUGGUGGAGAAAAUGCUUCCAACCCCAGCCUCGCCAUUGCUUUUAGAAGCGGAUUUUUGCUGACCCUCAAUUUCACAAGGAAUGCAACACGCUACCGUGUGCAGCUCAUGCAUUUUGUUUAUAACUUGUCAGACACGCACCUUUUCCCCAAUGCAAGCUCCAAUGGAAGCAAGACCGUGGAGUUCAUAACUGACAUCAGGGCAGACAUAGACAAAAAAUACCGAUGUGUCAGCGCCACCCAGGUCCACAUGAGCAAUGUGACCAUCACACUCCGUGAUGCCACCAUCCAGGCCUACCUGUCAAACAACAACUUCAGCGAGGGAGAGACACGCUGCAAGCAGGACAUGCCUUCCCCAACCACAGUGCCUCCUGUGCCACCCAGACCUGCUCCAACAGCUGGGCCCAUAAACCCUUCUGUGUCCAAGUACAACGUGAGUGGUGACAACGGGACCUGCCUGCUGGCCAGCAUGGGACUGCAACUCAACAUCACGUACAUUCAGACGGACAACACGUCUGUGGUCAGAGUGUUAAACAUCAACCCAAACACCACCAAUUUCACCGGAAGCUGUGGUCCCCGUCUGGUGACCCUGGAGCUGCAGAAUGAGGCCAUUUUCCUGCUUUUCGAGUUUGGAAUGAAUGCAAGUUCUAGCCGGUUUUUCCUGCAAGGAAUCCAGUUGAACAUGACUCUUCCUGAUGUUAGAGAACACACAUUUCGAGCUGCCAACAGCUCACUGAGAGCCCUGCAGGCCACUGUCGGGAACUCAUACAAGUGCAACACCGAGGAACGCCUGUAUGUCACCCCAGCAUUCUCCCUCAACAUCUUCAGCGUGUGGGUGCAAGCUUUCAAGGUGGAGGGAGACAGGUUUGGGUCUGUGGAAGAGUGUCUGCUGGAUGGGAACAACAUGCUGAUCCCCAUUGCCGUGGGUGGCGCCCUGGCGGGGCUGGUCCUCAUCGUGCUCAUCGCCUACCUCAUCGGCAGGAAGAGGAGCCACGCUGGCUACCAGACCAUCUAGCCUGGCGGAUGCUCCAUGGACACACGGGGUCUGUGCUCAUGUCCCCGCUCUUAGAUCGCUGAGGAGGGGAGGCACACUUUCUGCAAACUGUUUUCAAAUCUGCUUUAUAAAAUGUGAAGUUCAUCUUGCAACAUUUACUAUGCACAAAGGAGUAACUAUUGAAAUGACGGUGUUAAUUUUGCUAACUGGGUUAAAUAUUUUGCUAACUGGUUAAAUGUUAAUAUUACCAAAGUAGAACUCUAAGGAGGGCAAGAAUGCUUUUCUGAAUUGGCACAGGCUCCACUUUCAUUCGGCGUUUUAAGAUUUGGUGUUUGGUUUCUUCAUUCUUUACUCAGAUUUAAGCCUUACAAAGGGAAUCUCUGGUCUGCACACUGGGUACAUUAGGCUGUCAUGCUUAAGAAACUAAAGGCAGUACAGCAGGAAAAUCCUACCCCAGAAGUGCUCUGAGGUGAGCAUCUGGAUGCUCAGAAUGCUGUCAGGUCAGGAGAGCCUGGCCCACGUUGCAGGGGCCAGCGUCCAUCUGGGGCGUGACCAUCAUUGUUUUCCAUGCUCUGCCAGCCAAGAGCCACACUUUUCUAAGUAUAGAAGGGGCGUUAUUUCUAUUUACUUUUUGUAAAGUGGUUUCCAGUCUUCUGUCGGCAUUCGGGGUGACCCUGUUUCUGCACUGUGUACAAUAAUAGAUUCACUUUGCUGAUGUAGCUACCGCGGUGGGGUGGGCUGGACACUGAGGACCAGCUCACAUGUAACGCAUUGCCUGUAACAGUGCUAAUAAAAAGUCUCCUUCUU
Messenger RNA from Castor canadensis (American beaver), 2186 nucleotides. It is a transcript of the gene Lamp1, whose product is annotated as lysosomal associated membrane protein 1. Gene Ontology annotation, biological process: establishment of protein localization to organelle. NCBI's taxonomy places the organism in Eukaryota, Metazoa, Chordata, Mammalia, Rodentia, Castoridae. Gene Ontology annotation, cellular component: late endosome membrane; plasma membrane; lysosomal membrane. The record is from RefSeq and is a predicted model, not a curated record.